GCCGUAACCCUACGGCGUGGGCUCUGCGUCGAUUUAACGCGGAACCAUAAUUCAGGCUUGAGCGUGCAGCGGGGCGGCAGCGCAUUCCUGCUCGCUGCGGUAAACGCUCCCGAUCCGCAGGUUGUGCGGGGGGGAGACUGCACUGGACUGGACCGAGUUACCAACUCAAAUCAGCGGGCUGAAUGACGGCAGCUGUUGGCCGCUAGCCGCAGGUGGACCUGGAGCUCUACGGGAAAUGGACCGUGAAAAGCACCAGAGUGUGUACCUGUUCCGUCUUCAGGGAGUUUGACACUGAUUGGAGGUCGGUUCCAGCUGUCCAUGGCGGGCUGCUGGCAGUGGUGUCGCCGCACCUGCGUGUGCUGUCUGAGCGAAGAGGAGAAGAAGACCAUCGCUGUGGACAAGGAGAUCAAGAGGAUUCUGAAACAACAGAAGAAGAAGGAGAGAAGGGAGAUAAAAAUCCUCCUGCUGGGAACAGGAGAGAGUGGAAAAACCACCUUCAUAAGACAGAUGAGAAUCAUCCACGGACGAGGCUUCUCAGAGGACGAAAGAAAGGCUUUUGCCAAAUGUAUCUUCCAAAACAUCUUCACGGCCAUUAAGGCCAUGACCGGAGCCAUGACCACCCUGAGAAUCCCCUACGCCAACCCUGAGAAUGAGAUGUUUGCCAAGUGGCUGCAGGAUGUAAACAUGGUGCAGGUCACCCAGUUGGAGAGAGGAUACGUCGAAGCGAUCCGCCGCCUCUGGGCAGACCCAGGAAUACGGAUCUGUUACAGCCGCCGUUGCGAGUACCAGCUCCUGGACUCCACCGAGUACUACAUGAGUAAUUUGGAUCGCGUCUCAGCCCAGGACUACAUCCCCACAGAACAGGACGUGCUGCGAGUUCGAUUCCCCACUACGGGCAUCCACGACUAUGCCUUCACCAUCAAGACCAUCACGUUAAGGAUUGUAGAUGUCGGCGGUCAGAAGUCGGAACGUCGGAAGUGGAUCCACUGCUUUGAAAACGUCACGUCUCUAAUCUUCCUGGCCUCCCUGAGCGAGUACGACCAGGUUCUGGAGGAGAGAGAGACCAUCAACCGCAUGGAAGAGAGUCUGGCUCUGUUCUACACCACCAUCCAUUCUCCCUGGUUCCUCAACACCUCCAUCAUCCUCUUCCUCAACAAGACUGAUAUCCUGGCUGACAAGGUCCAAACAUCUGACCUGAAGAAAUACUUCCCCGGUUUCACAGGUAAGAGGCAAGACUCUGAGGACGCCAAGAAUUACAUCUUCAAGUUGUACGAGCAGCAGGCCAUCAACCGGGACAAGAAGGACGAGUGGAAGACGCUGUACACACACUUCACCUGCGCCACAGACACCAGCAACAUCCGCAGGGUCUUCAGCGACGUAAGGGACACGGUGCUGCUCAGGUCUCUCAGGGACUAUGGAGUAUUCUGAACUUCUGAUGAGUUACUGCCAGAGGGAAAGUGAUGGCUCUUGUCUCUAUCUGGACAAUUGACUUUUAAGAGUGAAAGCCACGAUGAAGGCUGAGAAACUCUUUCUUUUUCAACCUAAAGAAAAGGACCCCUUUUUAAAAUCUCGACACCCAAACCGCCACCUGCAGAACCGACCACCCAGACUUCCUCCUCCUCUGCUUCAUUAGGUUUUAAUGAAGAAGCAGGUGAAGCUGCAGGGUAAUCUUCUCUCCACCAUCCUCACUAUCACUGCUCCACUCUCCUCCUCUGGAGUAGAAAAUGUGAUCUGGGGGGAGUGUGGGAGACAGCUUCUGUAGUCAUCCACAUGUUUCACAGUUGGCAGCAUUUCUUCCAAUUUGAUUUUUUUCUAAGAUGAAGAAGUGUUUGGGUCAUGCAGUGCGUGCAUUGAUCCAUAAUUGAAGCAGAGGUCGAGACGCUGUGAAGUGCUGUGCAGCCAUUAACUAUGUAAUGACUUUUAGAAGUGGAGAUGGGGCCACACAUGGGUGCUCCGCUGCAGUCAGACACAUAUUACAAAUUUGGGGGUGUUUCCACCAGUUACAGAUAUUUAUCGAAGAAGCUCACACUUUAAGAAAGUUUGAGAUGGACGCUGUAAUGGGCUGAUGCAGUCUCUUUUUCUUUAAUUAAGCCUUCUGAUUCUUGAUUCUCGAGGAUAUGUUCUUGUCAGCGUGCCGAAGUGUGUCAUCCCAUGCCAGACUGAAACAAUCACAAAAACCCAUCAGCAGGAGUCCGGCCACACACGGGCUGUUUCUGAGGAGUGCACAUUUAUCACAGUACAGGUUAUGAGCUUAGCAGAAGUUAAGGGAUGUAUGGACAUGACAAGCUUGUUGUUUGCUGUGCAAUUAGUCACCAUGUGCACUUAUUAGACAUAAAAUGCUCCUCAGCCCCCAGCAAGCACUUCUGUGCCAGAGAACUGCUCUGUAUUCCCACGUUAGCUAAGGAGACAGAUGUAGUUGAUUAACUAAACGACACAGUCUGUUAGGGAAAACUAACAAUUAUCCACAAACACAUGUUGCUUUUUAGACUGGCUAGCUAAUCUUUAUUCUACCAGCAACAUUUCCAAAUAUGGACAGAAGAGUUUUUCAUGCUACUCCCAUUGUCAAAGAAAAGUGCUUUUGAGGGACAUCUGAAGCUCAUGUGAUGAAACUGCAUCUACCUUCCAUUUCAUCUCAACAUCUGUCCCAUCUGUUGUGAGGAACGUCGUCUGUCAUGUUUUGAAGCCAAAGUUGACAUUUUGAGUGAAGAACAAGAAGAUGUGCCUUUUGAAGCUGCUCAAUCAGAGGAGGCCCUAGAUGCUACAGUCACCCAUCCUGCAAGAACUGAACUGAAGCUGACAAGUAUAUGAUAAAGAGGAACUUGUGAACUGUAAAAGAUGCAGAGAAAUGAAGAGGAGCGCUGGAAUAAAGAUGAAGAACUGUGAAUGAGCAUGACAUGUUCACUAAGGUUCUUUUUGGGGGGGGGGGUAAUAAACAUUCAAAACACAAACUGCCUUCUACACAAAACUGUCAGAUAGCUGUAAUUAAUACUCUUUGUUGAAAUCAAUACCAUGAAUCAGACCACAGGUUUAAAGGUCAGCGAGUUAGUGAGGUGUGAGUCGUCAUCUGAGACCACUUGGUUCAAACUGUGAGUUCUGCUGAACGUGGAUGGUAUUUUUUUGUUUGUUUGUUUUUAAAGAAACAGGCUGCUCCUCUCUGUUAAAGAGAAAAGGAUCUUAAUGUGGUUUCAGCAGGAGCUCGGCUUGCUGGCUGGAGAACGAAGUUUGACUAAAAACACGGACGUGUGCCUUGGUCCUCUGCGUGCGUCAUUCAGCGAUGAGUGGAAAGUCACAUCAAAAUUCAUGAUUGGAACUGGCCGGGACGUGAAGCUGAGGAGCUCACUGUGAGGGUUUGGGCUGCUGUGUUGUUCAUACUUGUGUAAAAUGGAUUUAAACUACUGCUACUUGUUGCAAUCAGAUGUGGUACUGUAGAUGAUGCUUUCAAAGACGUGUUGAAGUCUCUAUUCGUUUACUGAUGACUGCUAGUUUUUAUUCUUGUGCAAUUACUGAUUUAAAAAAAAAAAAAAAAGAUUUUUAACUAUAAUAUAGUCCGACAACAGAAAAUUGUUGGUGUCAGGAAACUUCUUUCUUUUGGUAACAUUGAAAUAAAUUGUGUAGACCUUGGUGUAGGAAGUGUGUAAAGAAAGAAUAAUAUUUUUUCUAGUUAAUAAUAUUAAAAAUACUUG
This is a messenger RNA of Cololabis saira (Pacific saury), 3683 nucleotides long. RefSeq names its product guanine nucleotide-binding protein subunit alpha-11-like. The coding region runs from base 319 to 1428 and encodes 369 amino acids. Gene Ontology annotation, cellular component: heterotrimeric G-protein complex. Gene Ontology annotation, biological process: adenylate cyclase-modulating G protein-coupled receptor signaling pathway; action potential; phospholipase C-activating dopamine receptor signaling pathway. Lineage: Eukaryota; Metazoa; Chordata; Actinopteri; Beloniformes; Belonidae. Gene Ontology annotation, molecular function: guanyl nucleotide binding; GTPase activity; G-protein beta/gamma-subunit complex binding. The transcript is spliced from 8 exons. The record is from RefSeq and is a predicted model, not a curated record.